Vigna radiata var. radiata (mung bean) is the source of this 1732-nucleotide messenger RNA. Its product is annotated as ureide permease 1. The coding region runs from base 209 to 1516 and encodes 435 amino acids. Gene Ontology annotation, biological process: nitrogen compound transport. Gene Ontology annotation, molecular function: uracil:monoatomic cation symporter activity; allantoin:proton symporter activity. Gene Ontology annotation, cellular component: membrane. The transcript has 8 exons. Lineage: Eukaryota; Viridiplantae; Streptophyta; Magnoliopsida; Fabales; Fabaceae. The record is from RefSeq and is a predicted model, not a curated record.
AUUUUCCAGGAAAGUUUGGCAUGUUUAGUGCUUCAUAGUUUCAAACAUUUCUCUAUCAGCUGGCCCACUACUGCUUUUUGUGUGUGGCUGGAAGCAACUGGGUGGAUUUGUAAUCACUGUUUGACCUUUUAUUUAAUAGCUGAUUAGCUACCGCAAAGGCUGAUAUCUUUUGACUUUUCCUAUUGUGACUUCCUCUUCUUUCUGAUCCAUGGAUUCCAAGGAGUUCUUUGGCCUUUGCUCCUUUGUUCCCUCAUUAUCUGAGAGCAGUUUGUGCACUACUGGGUUGAAAAUGUAUUUGGUGGAGAGCAAAGGAGGAGCCAUAGCAUGCAUGUUCUUGGCUCUUUUCUUCUUGGGAACAUGGCCUGCACUUUUGACCAUGUUAGAGAGGCGUGGUCGUCUUCCUCAGCAUACCUACCUUGAUUACUCAAUCACCAAUUUCUUUGCUGCUUUACUCAUUGCCUUUACAUUUGGUGAGAUAGGCAAGGGCAAACCAGAUGAGCCAAAUUUCUUAGCUCAACUUGCUCAGGAUAAUUGGCCCUCAGUUCUUUUUGCAAUGGGAGGUGGAGUGGUACUUAGCCUAGGGAAUCUAUCCUCACAAUAUGCAUUUGCUUUUGUUGGGUUAUCAGUUACUGAAGUGAUCACAGCCAGCAUAACUGUUGUUAUAGGCACAACCCUGAAUUACUUUUUGGAUGACAAAAUCAACAAAGCUGAGAUCCUUUUCCCAGGAGUUGGUUGCUUUUUGAUUGCAGUUUUUCUAGGUUCUGCCGUUCAUUCAUCCAAUGCAUCUGAUAACAAAGCAAAGCUCAACAAUUACACAAGUGAUUAUAAAGAAGCAGCCAUCAUCUCUUCAAAGGAAAGCGAUUUAGUAAAAUCGAAAGAUCUCGAAAGGGGAAGUAGUUCUGCAGACAAUGUUGAAGCAGGAACUGCAGUUUUCCUUUUAGAGCUUGAGGAAAGAAGAGCAAUUAAGGUAUUUGGGAAGAGCACUUUGAUUGGAUUGGCUCUAACUUUCUCUGCUGGACUUUGCUUCUCUAUGUUCUCACCAGCAUUCAACUUGGCAACAAAUGAUCAGUGGCAUACUUUGCCAAAAGGGAUUCCCCAUUUGACAGUUUACACUGCCUUCUUCUAUUUUUCAAUCUCCUGUUUUGUUAUUGCCAUAAUUCUAAACAUCACCUUCCUCUACCACCCUGUCCUAAACCUACCAAAGUCAUCAUUGAAGGCUUAUUUGGAAGACUCUGAUGGAAGAAUCUGGGCCUUGUUGGCUGGUCUCCUUUGUGGUUUUGGGAAUGGCCUCCAAUUUAUGGGUGGUCAAGCUGCAGGAUACGCAGCGGCAGAUGCUGUCCAGGCACUUCCACUUGUAAGCACUUUUUGGGGUGUUCUUCUGUUUGGGGAGUACAGAAGAUCAUCAAGAAGAACAUAUAUUCUGCUAGGGAGCAUGCUGUUUAUGUUUAUCGUGGCUGUUGCUGUUCUGAUGGCAUCAUCAGGCCACAGAAGCAGUUCUCACACUGCCAAGGAAUAAUUGCCCAUUGCAAAGAAGAAGCAUUCUCUUUGUUCAUUAGUGUGUGAAAAAAGAGAAGGCAAAAAGGGUGUGGAAGAAGAAAUAAAGCAGGAACUUAGUUAUAAUAUUGUUAUUGAAAUAUAUUCAUUUUUGUUAUUGCAGGCUUUUGUGAAUAUUUCAACUUUCAAACUGCAAUUUGUACCAUGAAAUAUAUAUCCAAUGCUUGUUCUGCUUCUA